Messenger RNA from Sporothrix brasiliensis 5110, 1218 nucleotides. RefSeq lists its product as uncharacterized. Gene Ontology annotation, cellular component: chromosome, centromeric region; spindle midzone; chromosome passenger complex. The record is from RefSeq and is a predicted model, not a curated record. The coding region runs from base 1 to 1218 and encodes 405 amino acids. Gene Ontology annotation, biological process: mitotic sister chromatid segregation. The transcript is spliced from 3 exons. Lineage: Eukaryota; Fungi; Ascomycota; Sordariomycetes; Ophiostomatales; Ophiostomataceae.
AUGCCUCCUCGCGGAAGAAAGAGAAAGUCGGACCAGUCCGUCGCGUCCGAGGUCGACGACGCGACGACGACAGCGACAACGACAGCGACAACGACAACGACAAUGGCCACAAAGACAGAAGAGACCUCCAGCAAGCGGCAAAAGGUGGGCGUGACGGUUGCCCAGAAGCAGGCUCUAAUUGACAAUCUUCAGCUCGAGGUGACCGAGCGUGCACGGAAACUGCGCGCACAGUACAACCUUCAGGCACAGGGACUGCGGACGCGUAUAGAAAUACGCGUCAACCGCAUCCCGAUGGCCCUGCGGAAGCUCAAGAUGGCCGAUCUCCUCCUGAAGCACUCGACCGACCAGCAGAAGCCCCUUGCACCCAAACAGACCACGGCCGCCAGUCGGGCACCACCUCCAGUCCCAGAGAAAGACUUCAACCCGGCACGGUCGGUGGUUUCACGCGCAGAGUCCCCUCGUGCAGCUCAAGCGGCAGUCAACCGGCCACUCAAGCGGCUUAGUGACCAACUGGCCAGCGGCGACAAGGAGAACCAAAACUCACACCUCGACAGCCCCAAGAAACGGCAGCGGGGUGCGCCAGUGACGUCCCAUGGCACACAGCCCGGGCAAGUCCUGUCGCCAGCAUCGUCCAACUCCCGCAUGAACCCUCGUGACCGCGAGCGUGGUGCACCGGCUCCGCCGUCCCCUGCCAAGUCUUUUAUUGCUCGGCCCAUGUCACCAACGAAGCAGGCGUCUGCCACGAACUUGAUCAGCUCCAUGGUGGAGAAGGCACGUGCUACGCGUGCCGCCACGACCCGAAAGCCGACGACAUCGUCGACUGCCAGCUCUGCUGCUGGUGGUGCGACAGCAACAGCCGCUCGCACGCGUGGCAGGGGCGCAGCUUCAAAAACGACUGCGGCCCCAGCUUCUCGGUCGGCCGCAGCAGCCGCAGCACGGAACGCCAGGAGAAUUAGUGGUAUCAGCGAGUCCAGCGAUGCGAGCACGUCUACGGUAGUGCGUAAGGUCGGGAGACCGGCUACUGGUACAACAGCGUCUACGGCGCGGAAGGUCACGGGAGCGACAGCCGCAACGACGAAGAAGACAGUCAUGAGCUCGAUUAAAAAGGGUGUAGCCAGUGCUACGACGAAGAGAGCCCCGGCUUCCAAGGCAACGGCUGCCACCACAACAACAUCGGCAACAACUCGCUCGGGUAGAGUCCUGCGAAAAAGAGAUUGA